This is a messenger RNA of Knipowitschia caucasica, 597 nucleotides long. The record is from the annotation of a GenBank genome assembly. Lineage: Eukaryota; Metazoa; Chordata; Actinopteri; Gobiiformes; Gobiidae.
AUGGGCAUGGCCGUGUUGCCUAUUCCGUUGCACAGGAUGUGUCUGGAGUGUGAGCUGCUGCGAAGGGGGGUCGCUGUCGGUGUGCGUCCAGCGUUGCCCAUAGAUGGGAUUCAUAUUAUUUUGGGAAAUGGGUUGGUUGGUGGUUGUGUCUGGGCUGACACAGACUCUGGUGGUGGGGAGACUGUGGAUGCUGUCGUUGGGGAGCCAGACGUGUUCCAUGCCUGCGCGGUGACGCGGGCCAGUCAUGGUGCAGAGUUGGAUGUGGCUGACGCAGGGCUAGUUCAAGCGUGUGAGGAUGCUGACACUGUGGAACCUGAGGAUGGAGUGCUGGGGGCUCGGUGCAAGUCUUCCUCUUCUUCCCCUUUGGGCUUCGGAGCUGUGGAGCCUGGUGGAGGCUGCGAAGUGGGCGUGGUCUUCUGGGUGGUGUUCGUUUUGCACUCGUUGUUGUGCGCUAGUUUGAACGAAAAUUCUUUGGGGAGAAUUCUCGUGUUUAUGGGGGGGGGUGUUACGGCCACUGACGGGCCGUAUAUCCUCCUCUCUCAGGUGGAAGCUGUGCUCAUUGGUGCGCGUGCGCGACACGCGGAGCCGCGCCUUUAA